Messenger RNA from Hypomesus transpacificus, 1023 nucleotides. Its product is annotated as free fatty acid receptor 2. The transcript has a single exon. Lineage: Eukaryota; Metazoa; Chordata; Actinopteri; Osmeriformes; Osmeridae. The record is from RefSeq and is a predicted model, not a curated record. Gene Ontology annotation, cellular component: plasma membrane. Gene Ontology annotation, biological process: cellular response to fatty acid; G protein-coupled receptor signaling pathway. Gene Ontology annotation, molecular function: G protein-coupled receptor activity. Bases 1 to 1023 code for a protein of 340 amino acids.
AUGCAGGAAUGCCACACAGCUCUGUGUCUGUCAGUUUACGUGGUCACCUUCCUGUCUGGCUUCCCGGCCAACGCCCUGGCCUUCUACACCUUCAGCCGGAAGGUGAGGCAGAGAGCCACGCCCAUCGACAUCCUUCUUCUCAACCUCACCAUCUCCGACCUCCUCUUCCUCCUCUUCCUGCCCUUCAAGAUGCAGGAAGUGUCCAACAACAUGACUUGGAGCCUGCCCUACUUCCUGUGUCCCCUGUCGGGCUUUGUGUUCUACAUGACCAUCUACAGCAGCAUCUUCUUCCUGACGGCGGUGAGCGUGGAGCGCUACCUGGGCGUGGCCUUCCCCAUCAAGCACUCCCUGUGGCGCCGGCCGCGCUACGCCGUGGCUGCCAGCGUCUUCUUCUGGCUCUUCUGCUUCAUGCAGCUCAGCAUCGUCUUCAUCAUGCCAUACUACAACCCCAAGGGCCUGCAGCACCACCUCGCCGCCUCCAACGCCACCUCUGAACCCCACAGUGCCCAGCUGCACAGGAACGUGUGCUACGAGGGCUUCACCCCCGCACAGCUCAACAUCCUGCUUCCCGUCCGCCUGGAGCUGUGCCUGGUACUGUUCUGCAUCCCGCUUAUCAUCUGCAGCUUCUGCUACAUCAACUUCAUCCGCAUUCUGUCCCGGCUGCCCCACAUCGGCCGGCGGCGGCGCCUUCGGGCCAUCGGCCUGGCGCUGGGAACCCUCCUGGUGUUCCUCUUCUGCUUCGGUCCCUACAACGUGUCCCACGUGGUGGGGUUUAUCACCAAGGAGAGCCCGGACUGGAGGGACAUGGCCCUGCUGCUCAGCACCUUCAACGCCUGCCUGGACCCCUUCAUCUUCUACCUGUCGUCCUCGGCCGUGCGUGGCACUCUGGGCAGCGUGACCCAGGCCUUCACCUGCCGCGUGCGUAGGUGUCUGUCCUCGCACGUGUGCAGGGCCUGUCUGAGAGGCUCCAGCCCCACCAAAGGAGGAGAGGGACACAAGCAAAGGGAGGUCAAUGCUCUCUGA